Aspergillus ruber CBS 135680 is the source of this 1337-nucleotide messenger RNA. Its product is annotated as ubiquitin-conjugating enzyme E2. Lineage: Eukaryota; Fungi; Ascomycota; Eurotiomycetes; Eurotiales; Aspergillaceae. The record is from RefSeq and is a predicted model, not a curated record. The transcript has a single exon. The coding region runs from base 143 to 1117 and encodes 324 amino acids.
CUGCGACUUGGCCUUAUCUACUCCGACACCACUUCAAUUCUGCUUCAACUUCCCAGCAACCACCACUCUUUCACUCGAUAUACAGUUAUUUUUCUUAGGGAAAAAAAAAAAAAAAAAACCACACACACACACACACACACAAAUGUCCUCCUCAACCCGCCGCCUCCUCAAAGAAACAACAGACCUUCAAAAAAACCCCUCCCCUCAUUUCACCGCAGCUCCAAUCUCCGACACCUCCCUUCACGACUGGCACUUCACCCUAACCGGCCCCCCGCCCCCAUCCCCCUUCAGCACAGGAAUUUACCACGGCCGUAUAACCUUCCCACCAACUUACCCCCUCCGUCCACCAUCCUUCCGUUUCCUCACACCCACGGGCCGCUUCGAAGUCAACCGCGAAAUCUGCCUGAGUAUCUCGGGACACCAUGAGGAAUCUUGGCAGCCGGCUUGGGGGGUAAGGACGGCGUUGUUGGCGAUUCGUAGCUAUAUGGAUGUUGAUGCGAAGGGACAGGUCGGGGGACUGGAGAUGGGGGAUGCUGGGAGACGGGAGUUGGCGGGGGAGAGUCGGGGGUGGAGGUGUGGGAUUGAGGGUUGUAACGGAGGAAAGAGCAAUGAGGAGGUGUUAAGGGAGUGGAGGGAGGGGGUUUGUAGGGAGAGGGGGGUUGUUGACGAAGAAAAUGACCAGGGUGAUUGUGGGGAUGCGUCUGGGGAUGGAGAGAAUGAAGAACAGAAGCAGCAGAAAAAGCAACAGGAGGCUCGGGAGGCUCGGGAGGACGAUGCUGCGCAGCUGAAUAGUACACCGGUAGCAGAACCAGCACCAGUACCUGUACCAGAGGAACCACGAGAGUCAUCUGGAGAAUCGCAGCAUCAACCGCAACCACAACCACAGCAUCAGCAACCAAUACCCUCUUCUGCGCCUCAAUACCAACAUCAAUCCCAACCUCAACCCCAAACCCAAAUUCAAUUUCAACCCCAACCAGUGCCAACGCCAACAACAACCACGACGGCGACGGCAGCACAGGAUAGCCCCUGGCUAGACCGCGCGAUUAUCGGUGUCCUCAUCGCAUUGGUCGUCACGAUCAUGCGGAGGAUAUUCAGGGAAGAGAGUGAAGAUCUGUGAUAAUUUAUUUCUGGUUGCCUGGGAUUGUAUAGGCGAUGGCGUUGGUGGAUUUAUAUGGCGUUUUUGUUUCUAUGCUACCUCUAGAGAACCAAAGUGAUGAAGCAAGCAUUCAAUUGUAUAAAAAGUUAUCUAUACCCGACGAUAAUUCUCAACGAACUACUCCGCGGUACCAUCUGCUAGAACACACAAGGCCGGAAUAUGAUUUAGCACCAGCCAUUCA